Messenger RNA from Empidonax traillii (willow flycatcher), 3393 nucleotides. RefSeq names its product spartin (gene SPART). The coding region runs from base 3 to 1757 and encodes 584 amino acids. The transcript has 9 exons. NCBI's taxonomy places the organism in Eukaryota, Metazoa, Chordata, Aves, Passeriformes, Tyrannidae. The record is from RefSeq and is a predicted model, not a curated record. Gene Ontology annotation, cellular component: plasma membrane. Gene Ontology annotation, biological process: cell division; negative regulation of BMP signaling pathway.
UAAUGGAACAACUGCAGGAUCCAGUUACACAAGAAGAUGCAAAUAUUAAAGCUAUUAAUGAAGAGUACAGGAACGCCUUUAUUUUUAUCAAUAAAGGACUGAAUACAGAUGAACUGGGUCAGAAGGAAGAGGCAAGAAGUUACUAUAAGAAAGGGCUUGACCACUUGCUCCGAGGAGUUAGCAUUCCAUCAGAGGGUCCUGCGUGUGUAGGGUCCCAGUGGGAGUCUGCCAGGCAAAUGCAGCAGAAGAUGAGGGAGACCCUGCAAAACGUUCAUGCUCGACUUGGCAGUCUAGAGCAAAACACCCCACCUGAACAAGCAAGUCCUGCUACGAUGGAUGCCCCUGCUGGGGUGCCCAGGUUAUACCCAUCCAUUCCAUCCAAAGAAAAGCCAGAAAGACCUCCUGCCCCUAAUUAUCUGUUUGCACCAAGUCAGCCAUCUGCACCAGGUGGAGGUGUUGCAGCUGUGAGCCAGGGGCAAAUUCCAGCUAUGAGUCCAUCCUCUGGAAAACCUCUCUGUCUGCCAAAUGAAGCACCUCCUGCCUAUACUCCUCAAGCUACCAAUGGCCAUUUUACUGUGUCUUAUGGCACAGACUCUGGGGAGUUUUCUUCUGUAGGUGAGGACUAUUACAAGUGUAGUCAACCACCUCCCCUGGAAAACCUGGGAGUGGAUGCAGAUGAGCUGAUCUUGAUUCCCCAGGGAGUACAGAUAUUUUUUGUGACUCCUGAUGGGCAGGUUAGUGCUCCUUCAUAUCCUGGAUAUCUGCGCAUUGUGAAGUUCUUGGAUACAGAUAGUGAAGCGGCUCAGAAUCGUCCACCUGCAUUUCUUCAGGUUUGUGACUGGUUGUAUCCUCUGAUGUGUAACCAGUCUCCUGUUCUGUGCUGCAGUACUGGAGUCUACAUGUUCCCUGACACAAUGUCCCAGAUGCCAGGGUCCUAUGUAGGAGUAGUGCUGUCUUCAGAACUUCCAGCAGCUGACAGAGAGCUGUUUGAGGAUCUCUUAAAACAGAUGUCUGACCUUCGAAUCCAGGUGCCAGGAUCCCAUGAGAGAUUAGGGUUAUCUUCAGAGCUCCCAGCAACUGAGAGAGCGCAUUUUGAAGAUAAAUUUAAACAGAUGUCUGACCACAAAGUCCAGCCUUCAGAAGCCUCUAAUGAUGCAGUUAACUUGCCUCAGACUGUACAUAUCCAACCACCACCUGAAGGAGCAAAAAAUCAGAAAGAGUUACCAGAAUGGAGUGAGAAGGUUGCCCAUGGCAUCUUGUCAGGUGCAUCUUGGGUAAGCUGGGGCCUAAUGAAAGGAGCAGAAUAUACUGGUAAAGCUAUUCACAAAGGAGCUUCUAAACUGCGAGAACACAUUCAACCAGAAGAAAAACCUGUGGAAGUCAAUCCAACUGUAGCAAAGGGACUUCAUGUAGCAAAACAGGCUACUGGAGGAGCUGUGAAAGUCAGCCAGUUCUUAGUUGAGGGAGUGUGUUCUAUAGCGAGCUGUGUCGGAAGGGAGCUGGCUCCACAUGUGAAGAAGCAUGGCAGCAAAUUAGUUCCAGAAUCCCUUAAGAAAGAUAAAGAUGGCAAAUCCACUUUUGAUGGUGCUCUGGUUGUAGCAGCAAGUGGAGUUCAAGGGUUAUCAACAGUGUGGCAAGGCUUAGAAAGUGCAGCGAAGUGCAUUGCUAAAAGUGUUUCAACUGAGACUGUAAAAACUGUCAAAUACAAAUAUAAAAACAGAAAAUACGGAGAUGAGCAGACAACAGAUACUGAGUGAAAAACAAUAAGUAUGGAGAGGAUGCUGGCCAUGCUACAGACAAUGCUAUGAAUUCUGCAAUCAAUGUUGGUGUGACAGCAUUUAACAUUGAAAAUAUCGGUAUCAAAGCUGUUGUAAAGAGAACUGCAAAGGAAACUGGCCAUGCUGUGCUGGAUGAAUAUAAAGUAUUGGAUAAUGAGAAGAAGGAUAAAAAAUGAAAGCAAUUAAAUAUUUUUCAAAGCCUUACAUUAGAGAUUAAACUUCCUAUUUACAAGUAACUACAUUGCUCAUCUGCAAUUGAACAUAAAUCACACUACUUUUCAAGCAACUGUUACCUAAUUUGACAUGAAAAUGUAAAAAUAGGGAGAGCAUUUGUAGAAGGAAAAAUGAAAGUUGUCAACUCCUUGUUCUGUAUUGAACAAGGAUUUAAAACAACUGGAUCGGGGCUUUAGGCAGCUGGAAGAUUAUCAGUUUGCAGUUCAUAUUCUUGCCUCUGUAAGCACUUUUUCAAAAUAAUAUAUGGAAUAAUAGAUUAAAUAGUAAUACUACUGUGAAUAUUUUUGUAACACUUUAUAUUUAUAAAGAAGGUGGUGAUACUGAAAAAGUAGGAUUACUAAUUCUGAACAAGUAGAAUUAUUAGUUUUGGGUUUAUAACGAUCCUUGAGUUAGUUUUACUAACCUAGCCUUGUCUUAUUUAAUAUGCACUACUAAAAUAAGCAUUGUGUUUCAUUGUUUUAUAGAGAAUUUAUCUUUUCAGCUACCAAACAGCUAAUCUUAUCCAAAGUUCAUGGUAGGAGAAAUGAAAGAUGAACCUCAGGCAGUUAUUCCCUUAUAAACUUCUUUUUUCAUCCAGCAUAUAAGUAAACCAAAGAUACCAACCAUUUAUUUUAAAAGAGAGUAUUUACAGCUCUAGAAAAAUGCAUUUUCCACUUGAGUCUAUAUGGAAUAUACAAAGAUUAUUUGAAAUUCAGAUUUUUAUGUAGAGAGGAGACGUAUGUUUUUGCAUAAAUUAUUUUUCUGUGAAAAUAUUCUAUAGAAGGCACUAGGAACUUUUGUGCAUUCUGUACUUUGCAGGCAAUCGAGAAAGAUUCAUAUUAUAUAUUAUGGCCUCCUAAUGGAAGACAGUGUGUAUUUGAACAAAUAGUUCUAACAGUCAUCAUCUUUAUUCCAUUAAAUUCAUAGUUGCACAACGGUAUGAAAUCUUUAAAAAGAGUACAAAGGCAGGCCCUUUUAAUGGAGAAAUGUGUGUAGAAUAGACACUACUGUGUAGAUUUGCAAUCCUGUUUGUAGCACUGUAAAAUAACUCAGUAUAUCAAAUCCUUGAGAUGCUUUGGCACUGCUACUUAUUUAACAGUUCACUAUUGAGUUUUAAAGCUGCUGCACAUUCUAAUAUUGGCUGUACCUGCAACAAACAGAAUGCCAUCAAUUUACAACUUAUUUCCAUUUCAUGUGAAUGGAGAAACAUCUAAAUGGUUGUUAGCAAGUGAUAUUUGUAUCAGAUAAAAAAACCCACAGUAACAACUAAUGUCUAUUAAAAUUGUAAUAGGUGCACAUUUUGUGGUAGCUGCUGUAGGGUGAGAAAUGUGAAACAAAGGAUCUAACCACUUGAAGUCUAACUUUGAUUAAUGGAAAUAAAGAUGAAAUUAAAAUUGGUUAA